Arthroderma uncinatum is the source of this 4161-nucleotide messenger RNA. Its product is annotated as C6 transcription factor. NCBI's taxonomy places the organism in Eukaryota, Fungi, Ascomycota, Eurotiomycetes, Onygenales, Arthrodermataceae. The record is from RefSeq and is a predicted model, not a curated record. Gene Ontology annotation, cellular component: ribosome; nucleus. Bases 1 to 4161 code for a protein of 1386 amino acids. Gene Ontology annotation, biological process: regulation of DNA-templated transcription; DNA-templated transcription; translation. Gene Ontology annotation, molecular function: DNA-binding transcription factor activity, RNA polymerase II-specific; zinc ion binding; DNA binding. The transcript is spliced from 8 exons.
AUGCUGCAGGCUCGUGUGCCGGUUGCUGGUCUCCAGCGGUCCUGCAAAUGCCUCGCAACGCUUGCCUACCGACCGUAUACCACCUCUGCUCCGAAGCAAGAGUCUGCAACAGACUCCAUGUUCGAUGACCUGUCGCUCGCACCACCUCCAAUCCGCGAGAAGGGAGCCAUCAAACUACGAACAUAUACUCCGCGUACACCAGGUCUCAGACAUCUGCGGCGACCGAUAAAUGACCAUUUGUGGAAAGGAAGACCGCUCCAGGAGUUGACCUUCCCGAAAAAGGGUCAAGGAAAGGGUGGGCGAAACAGCACUGGACGAGUCACCGUUCGUCACCGAGGAGGUGGUCACAAGCGAAGAAUACGCAUGGUCGACUUCCACCGGAACGAGCCUGGUCCUCAUGUCGUGGAGAGAGUUGAGCACGAUCCCGGCCGGACAGCGCAUAUUGCUCUUGUGAAAUCCAAGUUUACGAAGAAAUUGACCUAUAUUCUUGCACCGGAGGGGAUGAGAGCGGGAGAUGUCGUCGAGAGUUAUCGUCCAGGUAUUCCGGAUGAGCUAUGGGAGAGUAUGGGUAAUACCAUCGAUCCCGGCGUGUUGGCGGCCAAAACAGUACGGCGAGGGAACUGCUUGCCCUUGAACAUGAUCCCCGUUGGCACAUUUAUCUUCAACAUCGGUCUGCAUGAGGGGAAAGGUGCCCAGCUCUGCCGUGGUGCCGGAACAUACGGCAUCUUGGUAUCGAAGCCUGGAAAAGCGCCACCUCCGUGGGAGGAAGUCAAGCCCAAACUUGCGAAGGAGGAAUCGAAGGAACAAGUGGUCGAGGGUGGAGAGGCCAAGGAAGCUGAGACUAAAGCCUCAUCCGCAGCCGCAGCUGAAGCUGAAGCUGAAGCCGAAGAAGCCAGCCACGAGGAGGAGGUCAGCGAGGAAACGCCCCUCACGGAGGUAGAAUGGAAGAGACUGCAGAAACUCUCUACACACGUCAACGUCCGUCUACAGAGUGGUGAAGUCCGACUUAUCCACAAGGAUUGCCCUGCCACCAUUGGAAUUGCCAGUAACGUCAACAAGAAGUACGCUCAGCUCGGUAAGGCCGGUCGAAAGCGUUGGUUGAACAUCCGUCCAACCGUUCGUGGUGUUGCCAUGAACGCAAAGGACCAUCCUCACGGAGGUGGUAGAGGAAAGUCCAAGGGUGGUGUCCAUCCCAAGAGUCCCUGGGGUCUACCGGCCAAAUCCGGUUACAAGACGAGAAUUAAAGCGAACAUCAACAGGGAUGUCACUACCCCCAGAGUCCCACCUCAUGCCGCCACAACUCUCCGUCUGCGCUCGGCAACAAGCGACAGUCGCGUCUACUUGAUCUCCGCUCCCUGCAAUCCCCCGCCAGCCUCCGUCACAUCCGCUGUAGCCAAGUGGCUUUCCGACUCCGCUCCGCCUCCCGCCCCCCGCUCAAUUAGCCACCGAGGAGGAGAGAGGACUACUCUCAUGUCCAACGCAGCCAUGCCGGGCAAUAAUGAGCAGACCGGUGCAGCGGCCACUGCAGGCGCGGCCCCUGGCUCAGGCGGGCGUGCUGAGUCGCCGGGUGCGCAGGAAGGGAACCCAGGGUAUAUACCGAGACCGAAGCGCAUCGCAUGCGUAGUCUGCAGGAAGAGAAAACUUCGAUGCGAUGGGACGAAACCGAGCUGUGGAAACUGUUCGAGACUGGGUCAUGAGUGUGCUUACAAUGAAGUGAGGAAGAAGAGCGGGCCGAAGAGAGGAUAUGUCAAGCAUCUGGAGGCACGACUGGCCCAGGUUGAGACUCUCUUAAAGGGCGUUGACUCUGCUGAAACCAGUCGAGCGUCUCCUCCGACGAGAUCGUUUGAUGGUCAUAAUGCAGCACCGCAAGCGCUACCACAGUCCCGACUACCUAACAUUCCUGGUAUCCCAAAAUCGGUGGAAGCUGAUCCAAACCUAUCUCUCGAUGGCAUGGAUAUGUUUGGAGAUAUCGGGGAUAUCCUGCCGCCGCCACCUGUCUUCCCUGGAUCUAACACCGCUCCUCCAUCCGACUUCUCAUGGGAAAUGAUCGGUCUGGGACUAGAAGAGCCUCUGCCGAGCCAGGAGGUGAUAGAUGAACUGGAUGAAAUAUAUUUCCAGAAAAUACACCGAACAGUUCCAAUGAUACAUAAACCACGAUAUUACGCUGCAAUGAAUCUUGCACCUUCAAUGCGACCUCCGGUAUGUCUACGGUACGCAAUGUGGGCCCAUGCAGCUGCUGCCACGGAUAAAUACAUGGACGUUCAUAUCCAUUUCUACAAUCGAGCUCGCAAAUACUAUGAGCUGGACCAAAUGAAAGGCCUAGGUGAAAACAUAAUUUCAGUCGCCCAUGCCCAAUGCUUAUUAUUGGUUGGAUGCUAUGAGUUCAAGAUGAUGUUUUUCCCAAGAGCGUGGAUGAGCACAGGUGCCGCAAUGAGGUUAUGCUUGAUGAUGGGUCUGAAUAGGCAGGACGGUUACGGUCUGGAUGUUAAACAAUGCUUGCCACCAGCCAGGGACUGGACAGAGCGCGAAGAGAGAAGACGAACGUUUUGGGGAGCAUUCUGUCAAGAUCGAUAUGCGUCUGCCGGUACUGGUUGGCCCAUGAUUGUCGACGAGAGAGAUAUCUUGACCAACCUACCUUCAACCGAAGAGGCGUUCGUCAACUGCAGGGAGCAACCGACCCCAUCCCUCGCAGAGGUUAUAUCUGGUCAAGAAACCGGGUCCCUAUCACCAUAUGCCGCCACUAUAUUGCUAGCGUGCAUGUUCGGACGAAACCUCCAUCACCUUCACCGUGUGACUGCCAAUGAUAAGGACCAUGAUCUACACGGUGAAUUCUGGAAACGACAUCGUGCUCUUGACAACAUUCUACUUCAUACAUCGCUCUCCCUCCCCAACCACCUUCGUCUACCAGAUGGGAUUCACGAUCCCGAAAUUAUAUUCUGCAAUAUGUGUAUCCACACCUCGACAAUAUGCCUUCACCAAGCGGCAAUCCACAAAGCCGAGAAGCACGAUAUGCCUGCCACGAUCUCUACUGAGAGUAAGCGGCGAUGCAUAAUUGCUGCAGAUCAAAUAACCAAUAUCAUGAAACUGGUGUCUCAUGUUGACCUAACAACCCUUAAUCCCUUCCUUGUAUUCUGUCUAUAUGUUGCCGCCAGGGUUUUUGUUCAAUACCUCAAGUCCAGACCGCAAGACCAAGCCAUUCGGUCGUCCCUACAGUUCCUGCUUUCAGCUAUGAACGCCCUCAAGAGAAACAUCCCACUAGCUGAAUCUUUCCUUGUACAGUUAGACGUCGAUCUUGAGGGAAGCGGCCUGGUUACUGAGGAGGGUGUGUCGAGGUUCUCUUAUAGCGCAAUGCAAAGAAGCCCAGAGGAUGACGCACGGAAAAGUGCCCUUCGAGCCGUUCGCUCCCAGUUUGAAAAGUGUGCUAUUGGUAUCAUUGAUAUUGCCCGUUUGGAUAAACCUGAUCAUGUCCGGAACGGGUCUUCAGAAUCUCCAGAGAACAGUUCACCAUCUGAUCCACAAGGCGGACCUCAUUCAAGCCGGCCGAAACCAUCUACAAAACAGCCUCAUCACCCACAAUCCCAAACAUAUGGACUAGAUAUGCCAGCAACAAUACCUGAUCUAAGGAUGCCUCCCACACAAGACGACCAGUUCAGAUUCAUGGAUUUCGAUAUGGAUGUCUCAGCAGGCGGAACUAGUGCUGGAAGCGAACGACAUCUUUCCUGUUCCGACAACCCUAGCCCAAAUACAAACAAGUCCUCAAACAGCUCAUUCUCCCCAGCCCAUCUAGAUCAACCUUCUCCUAAACAAAGCCUACACAACCAACAGCCGCUACCACAACAUUUUCCGUCUUCAAUAUCAUACACAGCCAACAAAUCCGGCGCUAAUUUUGGAGCUGAUAUACGCAAUCACGAUAAAUCUAAUACUUUACCCUUUUCAAGAGACUUUCCAGUCACCUCUUCUGGGUCUCAGUUACCGCACCAAGAACUCUUUACCUUACCAGAUGGAUGGGAUUUUAUGCAACAGCCAUCUAGGCAGACCGAGUCAGAUUUAAUACCUCCUACCCCAUCUUCGUCUACCAUGGAGGCAAUAAUAUCCUCGCUUGAGGAGGUUCCAUGGGCACAAUCUCCUAACGCUUUCAAUUCCAGCGCAUGGAAUCGGUAA